This is a messenger RNA of Anopheles coustani, 2163 nucleotides long. RefSeq lists its product as uncharacterized. The transcript is spliced from 3 exons. The coding region runs from base 1 to 2163 and encodes 720 amino acids. NCBI's taxonomy places the organism in Eukaryota, Metazoa, Arthropoda, Insecta, Diptera, Culicidae. The record is from RefSeq and is a predicted model, not a curated record.
AUGCAAUUACCCUGUGAAUCACGUUCAAAUCAUGAUCAAUUAUUGGCCGUGUGGAAGAUUUGCGAAAAAGUGCGCUCAGUGGUUCCGAAGGACCUUCGGUUACAGUUUCAGCGAGAGGAUGUGUGCCACUCCGGAACGAUUCCCUUGUACAAAUUUGCGAAUAUUCUCCAGUGUUUUGCUGCGGAGCCGUUGAGCAAGGAAGAAAUUUGCAAACUGGCACAUUACUUCUGUGCUACGAACGGAAGGACUUCCUAUGAUCAGUUUUGCGACGUUCUAUUUCCGGACGCCAAGGAAACUGAAUCAUGCACCAGUGCCCCAGGAAACACGAGUUCGGACCUUCUUUCCGUGUUCGAACACCGGAAACUUUCCCUCCUCCUGAUGUCUAUCGCUCGUGCUUUGCGAUACCGGGAUCACGUGCUACUACCAUACUUCGAAGACUACGCGAUCGUCACAAACUCCGGAACGGAAUGCACAUUCGCUUAUGCCAUCCGUGUUCUAUCGUAUCUGGGCGUGACGCUGGCCAGAGGCGACAAAGAAUUACUUGCAAAACGUUUUACAUCCGAUGGCCAUACGUUCGACUAUGGGGCGUUUGUGGCAGAAAUCGACCAGCUGUUCCGUUACCUCGACCGGCAUGAUGGAGCACUCGAUCGGGUAAACGAUGAUAGUGCGGUUCCAGCAAAAAUCAUUCAAACACACAUGACUCAGACUCAUCGGCCUGAGGUUGGAACUGUUUCCCUAGAUGAAAUUAUCGGUGCAAGAUCGGCAUUCCAUCCCUGCUUGGAACGUUCCCGGCAGGAGUACGACAUGCAGGAGCUUAUUCUUCGCAUCCAGCGACAUCUGUGGGAAGGCAGGAUUGAGGUAAGGAAUUACUUUCAGCAGUAUGACCUCUUGCGUUGCGGCUGGAUCCCUAAAAGUACGUUCAUACGCUGCCUGGACAUGAUUGGACUGUCUCCACUGCAUCGUCUACCGUUGAGUGAGAGGGAAAUUAAAAAGCUUUGUGAACGUUAUUGCGACCCGAAGGACCAGCAGAAAAUUUGCUGGACACUGUUUGUGGAUGAAGUGAAUCGUACAUUUACAGAGGAAUCGCUCGAAAAGGGAUCUUUUAAACAAGUUGAACGCCCACUCACAGCGAUGGCAGCCUUAGUUCCUCCUGGAAAGCGGGAGUUAGCCGCAGAUGUGCUGAAGCAAGCAGAGAAGUUGGUAGAUAAUUUGAAGGAAAAAAUUGAACGCGAGCGAGUUCUGAUCGAACCAGUAUUUAAAGACUUCGACUCCCAUCGUAAUGGCCAUGUGAGUUUCAGCCAGGCAAGGAAAGCUUUCUCCAUGUGCGCGAUAACACUGAAGGAACAGGAAAUGUUCCUUCUGGAAAAGGUUUACGGUGAUUCGUUUGGAUUCCAUUAUGGACAGUUUUUUAAAGAUAUUGGCUUAACUGCAAUAUCGUCCGGAGAACAAGAGCAAUUGUAUCGAAAACUGAAGGAAACUAUCAACCUGGAAUCCGUAGCACCGGAACCAGCGUCUAGCGAAAAGGAUAUCGUCUGUGUGCUGGCCAAAGUGAAAGCUCAAGUUGUGCAUCGCUGCCUUCGGCUGGUGAACUUCAUGCAAGGAUUUGAUCCCCUCAAUCACCAUCGCAUCACCGAUGUCCAGUUCUGCCGUGGGCUUUCUACAGCCGGACUGCGAUUGACACCGAAUGAAAUGCAGCUACUGUGCGAGUUCUUCAAAACUCCGCUUUGCGAAACAAUCGAUUAUAAACGCUUCUGCGACACGAUCGCCGAGGUUGAUUUUCAACCGUUCCUCGAGAAGGCACCCCUCUUGGUACCGUGCCGCCAUUUGCCUCCACAUGAGUCGGCAAAAGAUGUGCUCAAUUUUGAAGAACGAACCAUUGCGUCGAAAGUUUUGCAGAAGCUUGCCCGCCAUGCAGACAUCGUGUCUAACCUUGGUUCUGUUUUGAAGGAUUUCGAUCCCCAAAACGUGGGCCACGUCAACCGGAACCGUCUAUUGCGAGCACUAGCCACACGUGAUCUUCAUACGAGGAUAUCUAGCCGUGAGUUUGAGGUGUUGUGCAAGUAUUUUGCGGUCGAAGUUGGAUGUCGGCAGGAAGUCAACUAUCGCGCCUUGUUGCAUGCCUUGGACUAUUUGUACGCGAACCGAUUCAUUCAUCCAUUUUAG